AUGGCAAAGAAUGACCAGAAUGACCUCCCUCCUCCUUAUUUCCCAUCCAUAUAUCCCCCGCUCCCCCCCAGUGCCCAUGGAGAUCUGGUGUAUGGUUUAACACCUCCCUCUCAGCCCCACUACAUACCACAGUAUCCACCUGUUGUGAUUGUGCCUCAGGUCUCUCAACCAUUGCCUCCAAAAAGAAGCCGCUGUAGGAACAAUGCUCAGUGUUAUGGAGGAACUGGGGGAAUUCUACUGGUGCUCGGUCUCCUGGCACUGGCCAUAUGGCUUGGAGUACGGUAUGGCACUACGAUAGCAUCAAUAUACAACCAUACAGAAGAUUUAUAUUCUGAAUAUGACGAUGACAAUUCAGUCUCUAUACCAACACAUGACAUUUGCCCCAACACCACUGUCAACUGUGACGGCAUAAAGGAUUGUGUUUAUGGCACUGAUGAAUCUAUAUGUAUCAGACUUCUUACUGGCAACAGACUCCAGGUCAAAACAGCGGAGGAUGGCCGUUUCUUACCAGUUUGCUCCAGUAACUGGGUCAAAGCUUAUUCUGAUCAGACCUGUGCACAGCUUGGUUUUCAAAGCUCUUAUGAGACCAAAAUUCAAUCAGGGUACACAUCAAAGGGUCUUACGAUCACCUCAUGGGGGACCAAUCAGUUUAUCCAGGGUUCAGCCAGUGUCAUUCCUGAGUGUCCAGACGAACAGACUGUCUCCCUGCAGUGUAUAGAGUGUGGUCAGCAGAAGUCUGUUGCACGGAUCAUAGGCGGAGAACUGUCUAAACCAGGCGAGUGGCCCUGGCAAGUCUCUCUGCGUUACCAAAACUCACAUGUUUGUGGAGGAGUUCUUAUUUCUCGGAAUUUUGUGCUGACUGCUGCUCACUGUUUCUUGGGAACUGAGCCCAGUCCAGUUGCGAGCAAGUGGAAAGUCUAUGGUGGAGUGGUGUCCCUCGAUGCUCUUCAACAACCAUAUGAAGUCACCAAGAUAAUACUCAGUGAGGACUAUGACAACUCUACCAACGAUCAGGACAUUGCUCUGAUCAAGCUUGCAAUGCCGUUGAACUUUGAUGACAAAGUCCACCCGGCCUGUCUGCCCUCCCACGAUCAACAGUGGCAACAUGGAACUGAAUGCUUUACCUCAGGAUUUGGCACGACAGUUGCAUCAUCAAAUUCUGCCACAAAUAAUCUAAGGGAUGUAAAUGUGAAGAUCAUUGACACAGACGUGUGCAACACUCCUGGAUCCUACAGUGGGAGUGUCACUAAGUACAUGCUGUGUGCGGGACACAUGGAGGGAGGAAAAGACUCCUGCCAGGGUGACAGUGGUGGGCCUUUGGUGUGUGAAAAUAAUGGGGUUUGGACUUUGGCUGGAAUUACAAGUUGGGGAUCAGGUUGUGGCGAUAGGAAUAGACCCGGUGUCUACACUAGAGUGACCAGUGUUCUCCCAUGGAUCUACAGCAAGAUGAUGCAAGAAAUGUCUUGA
Knipowitschia caucasica is the source of this 1467-nucleotide messenger RNA. The record is from the annotation of a GenBank genome assembly. NCBI's taxonomy places the organism in Eukaryota, Metazoa, Chordata, Actinopteri, Gobiiformes, Gobiidae.